CAGAGACAUUGAUGCUUCUCCAACUUUAGCGGGUACACUUACGAUCUGUAGUCGACAGUUUAGCCAAGUUGACGAGUAUUGUAUUAGUAAAUAGAAAGUAUGUUGGAUUAAGUAUACGAUAUUAAAGAGCCUGACGGAUUUUGUGAGUCCAGCGAGUUAUGCUGUAGAGAAAAGAAUGCCGUUUUUUAGCUCGCUCGUCAUUUUCUUAUUUGGCUCACUUACUAAUAACAGCGCUAACUAGCUAGCCGAUGCUAACCUUAGCUAACUCGAGCACAGAAUAUUGAAGAUGCGUCGUGGUGGAUUUCUGUCCUCUUUUGUUGCCACGCUAAAGAGGUCAUAAAAAAGCGAAAUAAACUUGGAUAAACUUUGGAUGGCGGUGGCUCCUGCCUCGAUGGCAGAUAAGAUCAUAGUCCUUGAUGGUGACGAUGAAGAUGACAGGCCUCAGCCUUCCUGCUCUGCCUCCAGCUCGUCCUCUCAGCAUCAAGCCAAAAAUGUGUCGCCACUCAAAGCUCAGCAGCCUGUCCCCACCCACAUCACAGAGUCACCUUUUGCCUCAGCCAAGAAGCAAGAACAUGUUCUGCUGGCAGAGAAUCAGAAGUUGUUCACUGAGUUUAUGGAACACUGCACACCUCUCACUGAGGACUGCCCUGAGGUCUUAACCUUCCUCCAAACCAAGCGUUCCAAGGCCUACCCAGACUAUCUGUCAUCUGUGGAGUUCAGGAACACCUUGGGACGCUGUUUGACUCGCGCUCAGGCCAACCGUUCUAAAACUUUUGUCUACAUCAAUGAACUGUGCACUGUACUCAAGCAGCAUGCGGCCAAGAAGAGGCAGAUCGUCACCAAAGUUGAGCCUGGGCCUUGUACCUCAACAUCCAGUUCUCCCCAGUCUACCUCUCUUACGCUCAGAAGUAAAGAUACGACUAAAGUUGAGAUGGAUAACCAGGCAGCUGACAGUAAGCAGCCUUCCCCUUCAGGACCGCAGGAGGGUGUGGAGGACAAUAAGGAGCAACAAGAAGCAGAGAAGAAGGCACAGAGGGCACUGAGGAAACAGAUUGCCUACCUGGAGAACCUACUGAAGGUGUACCAUGAUGAGAUCCGCCGCCUGCAGCAGGCCGAGCUGAGUUUAGACGACCUGGGAUCUGAGGAGUCUUUAUACAUCCAGGAGCACAAGCUCAAACGCAAGAUGAUGAAGAUUUAUGAAAAGCUGUGUGAACUAAAGGGCUGCAGCCCACUGACGGGCCGAGUCAUUGAGCAGAGGAUCUCCUACAGCGGCACUCGUUAUCCUGAGAUCAACAAGAGGAUCGAGCGCUUCAUCAACAGUCCCGAGGCACAGAGGAACCCUCCAGAUUACCAAGACGUCCUCCAGCAGGUGCUGCGUGCCAAUGAGCGCCACACCCUGUGCCUGAGCAGGAAACAGCUGAACCAGAUCGCCAAGGAUGCUUUCGGAUAUAUCGGGACCCGCAUGCAGGAAAGACGGCACCAGGACCUGGUGUACAACUUUGGCUCGCACCUCACUGACCCCUACGAGCGUGCCGCAGACCCAGCGCUGAAGGACGCCUCGCUGCUUCGGAAGCUUCAGUCCAACAGGAAAGUGGCUCUGUCCCACCUGGAGGAGGUCAUCACCAAGUAUGCCGUCAAACAAGAGGACACAGAGGAGCAGGAGAGGACCAAACGACUCAAGAAAAACAGCAAGGAGAAAGAGGGCCACAAAUCAGAGAAGGGAAAGGAGGUGAACGGAGUGGCAGAGGAGGAAGAAGCAGAGGUAGAGGAGGAGGAGGAGGAGGAGGAGGAUGAGGAGGAAGAUGAAUCGUCAGACCCAGACAUCGAGGAAGAGAUCCAGGCCAGCACUCAGCAGGAUGGACAAGAUGAUGAAGAGAACGAGGAAGACGACGGCAACGAGGCCGAACAAGCUCGUGAUGGCCCCAGCAAGGAGGAUCAGAUGGACGAAGUCCCGGGAAGUGUUUCUGCAGGUGAAGAUGGGAGCGCGAAAGAUGAGGACGAAGAGCCGGUGACAAGUGGACUCAGUCCUCUCUCUGAAGAAAGCAAGUCCCAGAUAUCUCCGCUGUCGGACAUCCCCUCCCCCAGACACAGCCCCAGCCAAUCAGAGCCAGUGCAGACUGAUAACCAGAGGCGGCUGUCCAAUGGUAACCUUGCGGGAUUAGAGGAGCUCGUGGAUUCCUCCAAUCAUGUCUCAGUCUUGCUGGUAAGCACUAGUAAAGUCACAAAGGACCCUGCUGAUGUCUCCAUGGUAGCAGCCAAUAUGGCAGCUCUGCCCCUCUCACCUGUGGUCAUAGUGGAAAAAUGUCUCACACAGACUUCCAACGGCACGUCGCCGCCUCCCAGCCCUCGGACCACAAGGAGCCAGAAGAGGAAGAGGCAGGAAAUGACAUCAGUGAGCUCUGAAAAUGCAAAGCACAUCAUCAUCCAUGACAGUGAGGUCGAUAUCCCUCUGGACUGCAGUUCUCCCCAGCAGGCAGAGUCGACCCGAGCAGACACGCCGAACCAGGAGACGGUCAGCAGCUCACAGCUGACGCCGCCUCCCAAGAAGAACAAGGUCAACGUGGCCACCCAGUGCGACCCGGACGAGAUCAUCGUCCUGUCAGACUCCGAAUGACCUUUGACCUCUCACUGGCCACAACGUUCUUCCACGUCACCUCUGGGGCUGAAUGUCUGUAAAUGCACUCGUUCUUAAGGACUGGCCUUGGCUGCUGCCUCAAAGAAAGGAGAAAAAAACCAAACUUUUUCAUAUUAAAAAUUCUGAAAUUGCUCAUAUAAAUGUGAUGGAUUUUUACAGAAUCACAGCAGCCUUUUGUAGCUGUGAAAGACUUGAAUUGAAUUCAGUACCUCACGUCACUUGAUUACCAAACGAAAGCCAAGUGUUUCUGUGAAGGACUUAAAUAAAAAUUGUGCAUCGACAUUUGAAUGAAAGCUGCUUAAACAGGAUGUGAUUCUGAGAGAAUCAUGGAGCCUUCUCCUCCUCCUUCUUCUUCUUCUCCUUCUUCUUCUGCUGUGUGCACCACAGAGUGAACCUUUGGCUGAUUGUCUGAGACUGAACUUGUGGUUAAUGUGGUUUAGGUGAGAAACCAGUGCCUGAAAACUGUUCCCACAGACACUCGGCUGCCGAGGACUGUGUGAGCUCCCCGCCGGCUCGUUUACAUUUUUAUAUUUCAAUCAGAUGUUGUCAUAAAGGAGAGGGAGGAGGUGGUCUGUACAGAGGGGUGUCGUCGUUUUAUUUGCUGUUGCAUUAAAUUGCUGAGCUGUGGUGGUUUGUACUCUGCUGUUAGUGUGGGCUGCAGCAGUGCUGAUGGAGAACGUCUUUAUUUUUAAUUUUUAUAUUUCCCCCUUCAAGUGUUUCCAGUUUUAGGUUUGUAAAAAAAAAUGUUUUUUAUUUUCAGGCUGAUGUUUGCUGCAGGGUAGCUGAGCAGUUUGCAGAUAAAUAUCGACUGUACAGAGGAGUCCUGUUGGUUAACUCGCAGCGUGUUUGCAGGAUAAGGCUGACAAUAUUUUAUGUUUUUCUUAUCAAAUCCCCGCACAACGUAGGGACGUGGACUCUCAGUUACACAUCCACCGUCCUACUGCUGGGGCCCCAAGUGUGUAUCCAUCCACAGCUGAAAGUAGUCCCAGACAAGUGCACUGUUUACUCCUUCCUGAGUGACCCAGGAUCUGGCUGUUUUAGAAAAUUAGGAGCCUUUUAAAAAGAAAAAACAAAAAUGUAAAAUUAAACUUUUGACCCAUUUUUAAAGAUUUGUGUGUUCAGUAAGAUCCAGUGGAGGUUGGACACUUAACACACUGCUGGUUUUGGUGUGUGUGGGAUAAGAUGUCAGCCUUUUCUCCUAAGUGGCUAACAGACAAAAAGUUAAACUCGUGUUUCUCUGUUAGUGCAUCUGAGACACACUGAUAACCACAGUUAAUCAGCUGGUCCCCACAGACCCACCUGACCCGUUAGCCAGUGGGUUUCCUCGUCAGAACUGGCCCAGUUAAGGAUCCUCAAGGCCCGAAUCAAUGAAAAAUGCUCAACAGAAAUCCAGUUUUAUCCUGACAAACAAAGAUUGUCUUUAGCUGUUAGAGGUGCUUUUACUUUUUAUUCUCUGGGUUUUCAGAUAAAUUGGAGGGUUAAUUUGGAAUUUUUACGUCCCUGUCAUAUUGAGGAAAAAGUUAGUUUUUCUGUCUUGUAGGCAGUGUGGGACUGUGUUGCACUUAAGAUCUCCAGCAUCUGAUGAAUGAGACGCACAAUGGAGCAUUAAUACACUGAUGGGAAAAUUCUCUUUAUUUUCAUCGCUUUGUUUGUUUGUUGGUUUGUUUUUCUUUCAUUUUUUUUAACUUAAGAGUAACAACACAUGGGUGAGAUGAUGUUUUGGGUGAAAUAAAAAGUUUCUGGAACGUAGACGUGGCACAGAGCUACGGUAGCCUGUCAGGCCUCACUUCUGCAGAGGGCCGAUCCACUGCUCACUGUGAAUUUUUUCCUUCACAUUUUUGAUAAUAAAAUAAAUGAUGUUUUGUUUUUUUAA
This is a messenger RNA of Scatophagus argus, 4508 nucleotides long. It is a transcript of the gene daxx, whose product is annotated as death-domain associated protein. The record is from RefSeq and is a predicted model, not a curated record. Gene Ontology annotation, molecular function: histone binding. The transcript has 11 exons. NCBI's taxonomy places the organism in Eukaryota, Metazoa, Chordata, Actinopteri, Scatophagidae. The coding region runs from base 371 to 2614 and encodes 747 amino acids.